AUGGCGAAGAAGAAGAAGCCAGCGGGUAAUCCUGCACGUGGCUUUGCCACCACUUCGGUCGCCAGCAAACCAAAAGUGGAGAAGUCUGCUGUCGAUGAGGCCGCCGUCAACAAGGAAAGUGUGCCCACGUCUUCGAAAGACAGUGCAGACGUUGCUAAAACAGCAACCCCAGCUCCUAAGGUGGAAGAAGUCGCCAAGCAGGAAGCAGCUCAAACGCCAGAAGAACUGGAAGCUCAGCUCGAGCGCGAUGAACUUCAGCUGCUUGUUGAGAAGCAUGCUGCCAAGGUGCGGCGAGAGUCUCGCCGGCAGGUCACCAAGUUUGAGACAGACCGCAGAGUCCUUCGUGCGCAGUCUCAUGCUAUGACUGUCCACGAUUGGCUUCCAAGCGAGGUCUUGGAUACUAUCAUAUCGCUAGCGCAAACCGAAUCGAACGAUUCGAAUCGAAGGCAAGGACAGCAACAGUCUUUGCUCAAGGUGAUGUCAGAAGAGGACGCAAUGUCUAAGCUUUGGACCCUGAAUUUGACUUUGCGUGAUCUGGGCUUCUCCCAUGAGCAGAUCGAGCCAGUUCUGAAAUGGCUAUGUGCAGAUGCUGGCGGCAUCGACGCAACAUCUACUGUCUGGGGCCUGCAAGAAGCGCUAGAAUGGCUCGCACUUGACCAGUGCAAAGGACAUGCGUUCUCUUACGAAGAGCCAAAGCCAAAACAAUCAGCUAUAUUCACUCCGGAUGUGUCCCGCCCUGCAUCACCUGUACCGGAUACCUCAGCAGUCAAGACGAACUCAGCCAGCGCUUUCGACCGUGCUUCAAACAAAGCUCCAGCACCCGGACCACCGACUCUGGCUGAUUCAGACCAUGGCGACGUUCACGUCAGCGACAUUGACAGCGAUAUCGACUUAGAAGAGCUCGUGCCAACGUAUCUGAAAAUCAAAAGCAAACUCUACGAAAUCGAUCCUGAGCUUGUCGAGGCCAGCCCACGCAAGAAGGGCCCCAAAGGUAAAAAAGCGGCACCUGUGAAGACGGUACAAUCUCCACAAGUCCGGAAGCUUCUAUCCCAGCUACAGCAACUCGAGUCUGAUACCCUUUUUGACGACCGUGAAGCCGAAGCACAAUGGCCUACGAAGCGAAACGAAAUUGCACAGAACCAAGCGGCUAAAAGACAGCAAGAAACAACACCAUCAAAAUCUGCGCGGAAACAACAAGAGCUUGAAGCACCAGCUGUGCCAGCACCUAUGGAGGAGCCGCAAACAGCCACAAAUGGGAGUGCCGCCGACGACAUCAUGGCUGAGGCCGACAUGCUGGGGGACAUGUUCUCUGCCAUCCCCGAUGAGCCAGCGGCUAACGAAACACUGAGUGAAAAUGCUGAGUCGGGUAACGUUGUAUUACGAGACUUCGGCAAACAAAGUGGCUUGACCCCUCGGCGUUGCCUCGAAGAAGCAAUACGAUCUAGAGAUCCGGGAGCGCGAGUAGCGUACAAGAUGAUCUCCCCUACAACAUAUCGCUGCCGACACGCAGUAACCAUCACAUGGUCGAAGGACCUUGAGGUCGAGUAUGACAUUGACAUAGCCGGAGUAGCGGUCUCUCUGAAAGGUAUUCAGGCAGUCUUCGAAGCCACGACUAUUGCGGCUGUUGGUAUCGAGCAGAGCGAAAGCUUCAUCUCCACAGUAGCUUUGUUCUCCAUCUCUGCUGCUUCAAGUAAAGAAGAAAAAGUGUACCUGCGUCUCCCUCCGAACUGGAGAGACGUCUACCGCGAAUUUCUCGAACACCGCAAGGAACGUAUCGACGCAGAUGACCGCGAAGCUGUCAAAUACUACCGGACCAUCGUUCAAGACCAGAUCGACAACGAAGAGUCCGACGGUGUCGUUCUGACGAACAGAUGGAAGGCUCGUAACCAAGCUGGUACAGGCUCCAGCCUAGCCAACUCCGGCUACAACACUCCCAUUCCCGAGAAACAGGGUCUCCGAGAACUUUGGGCACAGAAAGCAGCGGCCCCGACAUAUCAACACAUGCUCGUUGGAAGGAUGAAUCUUCCAGUCUACGGGUUCAGGGAAUCUAUACUAUCAACCAUUGAAAAGAGCCAGGUCACGAUCAUCUGCGGUGAGACUGGUUGCGGAAAGAGCACGCAGAUACCAUCUUUCAUUCUAGAACAUCAACUUUCCCAGGGCAAGACCUGCAAGGUGUAUUGUACUGAGCCCAGGCGAAUCUCGGCGAUCUCGCUGGCACAACGUGUCAGUGAAGAGCUUGGGGAAGGUCCCAAAGACCUUGGUUCGAUGCGUUCCCUUGUGGGCUACGCUAUUCGCUUAGAGUCCAAGACAUCGGCACAAACUAGGCUCGUUUAUGCUACCGUGGGAGUCGUUUUGCGUAUGUUGGAGGGUCCCAAGGGGCUCGGAGAGGUCACACAUUUGGUCAUUGAUGAGGUUCACGAACGAAGUAUCGAUACCGACUUCUUACUCAUUAUACUACGUACGCUGAUGGACCGUCGGCCCGAGCUAAAGGUCAUUCUCAUGAGUGCGACGGUAGAUGCAGCUCGCUUCUCACGAUACCUCAACGACGCUCCAAUAUUGAACGUGCCCGGUCGGACGUUUCCGGUACAGACGCAAUAUCUGGAAGACGCCAUCGAGUUGACACACUAUGCUGGCUCUGCCGAGGAUGCUCGAAAGACCGGUAACAGUAGUGGCGAUGAUGAUGAGGAAAUCACAUCUGAAAAGUCCGGCAUUCCCAGCAAGCUCCCUGGCUACAGCCCAGCUACCCGCAAUGUACUAUCCACCUACGACGAGUAUGCCAUUGACUACGAUCUGAUCGUUCGAUUGAUCGAAGCAGUGGCAUACGAUCCGCAGCUUAGUCGAUACAGCAGUGCCGUAUUGGUCUUCCUUCCAGGCCUUGCUGAGAUCCGACAGCUCAACGAUAUGCUUGCCAGUCAUCAAUCAUUCAACUCUAACUGGCUGAUAUACCCACUUCACUCUACGAUCUCGAGCGAAGACCAGCAGGCUGCCUUCCUCCUGCCUCCACCAGGCGUACGAAAGAUCGUGAUUGCAACUAAUAUUGCGGAGACUGGUGUGACUAUCCCAGACAUUACCUGUGUCAUCGAUACUGGUAAGCACAAGGAGAUGCGUUUCGAUGAACGUCGGCAGUUGUCGCGCCUAACGCAAUCAUUCAUUGCUCGGGCAAACGCAAAGCAGCGACGUGGUCGUGCAGGCCGUGUCCAAGAAGGGCUAUGCUAUCACUUGUUCACUAAGUACCGCCAUGACAACCUCAUGAUGGACCAGCAAACACCCGAAAUGUUGCGGUUAUCUUUGCAGGAUCUUGUCAUGCGAACAAAGAUCUGCAAGCUCGGGGACAUCGAGUCCACACUAUCUGAAGCUUUAGAUCCUCCAUCCUCUAAGAACAUACGUCGUGCGAUCGAUGCUCUUAUCGAAGUUGACGCACUUACUCCCGGUGAAGAUCUCACCCACCUCGGUCGUCAAAUCGCGAAGCUCCCCCUCGACGCGCAUCUGGGCAAACUGGUGUUGCUGGCGAGUAUGUUUGGCUGCGUAGACGUCGCCAUUACUAUUGCCGCCAUCCUGUCUUCCAAGUCGCCCUUCCUGACACCGUUUGGAGCAAAGCAACGAGCUGAUAUCGCUCGCCUGUCCUUCAAGACUGGCGACUCCGAUCUGCUGACAACUUACAACGCCUACAAAGCCUGGCGCACAGUCUGUACUACCGCUGGCCGGUCGGAAAUGCAGUUCUGUCACAAGAACUUCCUCUCACCUCAAAACCUCGGCAAUAUUGAAGACCUCAAAGCACAGCUGCUGUCUUCUCUCGUCGAAACAGGCUUCGUUCAGAUGUCGCUGGAUGAACGCCGCGCACUCAGCCGCUACCGCUCAACAACGCGCCAUCGCCUCUUCGUCACUGUGCCUUCGCAGUACGACCAUCACUCCUCCAACGACCUCCUCGUCAAUUCGGUCAUCGCAACAGCGUUCUACCCGAAGCUACUCACCCGCGAGGGCAAAGGCUGGCGCAACAUAUCCAACAACCAGACAGUCAGCCUUGCCCCCACCAGCGUCAACAAGGGAACCAAAACGGCCAAAUUCCUGUCGUAUUACCACAUUAUGCAAUCCAGCAACAAGUUUUACAAUGCACACUCGACGUCGAUUGCGCACCCGCUGCCCAUGGUACUCAUGGUAGCCGCCGACAUGGACUUCAAGCUGCACGCAGGCGUCGUCAGCUUCCCCGGAAACAUGGUCAAGUUUACAGUCCGGGAGUGGAGGGCCGCUGUCGCGCUGAAGGUACUCCGGAGGAGGGUCAAGGAGAUUCUGAGCGCGAGCUGGAGGAACCCCGGACGAGUGCUGGGCGAGAGGGAACGCGAGUGGCUGGGCAUCUUUGAGAGGGUGUUUGUCGAGAGGUGGGAGAAGGAUGAGCGGAUCAGAGAGAGGGCGGGUGGGAAGGCCAAGUGA
Molecule: messenger RNA, 4428 nt
Organism: Ascochyta rabiei
Lineage: Eukaryota; Fungi; Ascomycota; Dothideomycetes; Pleosporales; Didymellaceae
Product: RNA helicase
Exons: 3
Coding region: 1-4428 (1475 amino acids)
Cellular component (GO): intracellular anatomical structure
Molecular function (GO): ATP binding; RNA binding
Source: RefSeq, a predicted model, not a curated record